AUGAAACUGAAAGCUUUGCUGUGUUGUGAGUGGAGCUACAUCCAAAUCAUAUCAUCUGUUUUUGGAUGUAUCGCCUACGUCAUUAGAAACCUCUCAAUUACGGUGUUGACAAUACACGCUGGCUAUGGCACUUCGAUGUAUGCCAUCAGUGGCUUCUUUAUCUGGAUAAGACUUCUUUCUUUCUACAGAUGCAGUCGCAAACUGGGUCCACUCUGGAUCAUGCUGCGCAAAAUGAUGCACGAGGCACUGGGCUUCAUGCUCAUUUUCAGCACCAUAAGCAUCGCAGCCGGCAUUUCCAUGCAAAGUCUCAUGGACGUGUAUGGCUACGAGGACCAGUACUCUUCUGGAAUCCAGUGGCUAUGGCUCCGCCCUUUUUUCAUGUUCACGGGGGAGAACUUCCUCAAAACAGUGGGAUCAACAGAGAGAGACGACAAUUUCAUCGUCUGCUAUUCGAUUGUUUGCAUUGUCUUUUUUCUUCUGGGCAACGCACUCAUGCUCAAUCUUCUGCUGGCCAUUUUCUCCGAGAUUUUCAAGAAUGUGUUCAUGCAUUCUGACCGCGAAUUCAAAACGGAGUUUUUGAUGCUGAUAAGAGAAUACUCGUCCAAAACAACACUACCAGUUCCAUUGAUGCUGUUCGAACUAAGCUACAGCAUCCUUGUUAAUUUAACCAGCAGGAUCAAUUCAUCUGAUAUCCUGAGCAACCAGAAACGAAGUUCUAAUUUUCGGCUAGAAGAGGUCCAGAUUAUGCAAUACUUUGAAAAUCAUAGUUCGAGCAAAAUGUUGUCAAGGAUUGAAAAAAGACUUGAUAAUGACGCAAUUGUUAGUUAUGCUUUGAGGAGUAUCGACGAGCAACAAGGCAGAUUAGCCGAUUUGAAAAUAGUUUUUGAAGCUGUCGAAAGACAAUUAGAUAACCGGUUUGUAAGUUUAGAAAAAACAAGUAUGAUAGCAGAAAGUUAUGAUUGA
This is a messenger RNA of Symsagittifera roscoffensis, 963 nucleotides long. Its product is annotated as transient receptor potential cation channel subfamily M member-like 2. The record is from RefSeq and is a predicted model, not a curated record. Bases 1 to 963 code for a protein of 320 amino acids. NCBI's taxonomy places the organism in Eukaryota, Metazoa, Xenacoelomorpha, Acoela, Convolutidae. Gene Ontology annotation, biological process: metal ion transport; monoatomic cation transmembrane transport. Gene Ontology annotation, molecular function: monoatomic cation channel activity. Gene Ontology annotation, cellular component: plasma membrane. The transcript is spliced from 4 exons.